Molecule: messenger RNA, 2396 nt
Organism: Rhizophagus irregularis DAOM 181602=DAOM 197198
Lineage: Eukaryota; Fungi; Glomeromycota; Glomeromycetes; Glomerales; Glomeraceae
Biological process (GO): positive regulation of GTPase activity
Cellular component (GO): cytosol
Molecular function (GO): guanyl-nucleotide exchange factor activity; protein binding
Source: RefSeq, a predicted model, not a curated record
AAAAAAAAAAAAAAAAAUCGUUUAAAUUCAAAAGGAAUCGAAAAGUUCAUAUAUAAAUCGUUGAUUGAUUAUAAGAAAAAAUAUUUUUUUUUUCCUUUGAAUCUUAUUAAAUAAUUGAUUAAAGUUUAUUUAUACAAGACAAUGACGGAAGAUAAUGCAAAUCAACUUGAAGAACUUGUAAAACAACUGAAACAACUUCAUAUAAGUGAAUUUGAUCAUGCUGUAUUGUCAAAUCUUCCAAAUUUAAUAUCUGGCCUUGAGUCAUGUAAAAACAUUAUAUGUGAUAAUACAACGACUAUCGACGAGAAAGAAAAAGCUUGGUCUCAAGUAGUAGAAACUGUUGAAUUAUUGGCAAAUGCCGCAAAGAGUGACCAUCCACGUGACUCUCUUGGCGCUUCAGGGGCUUUUGAGUUGAUUGUUGCGUUCAUGAAUCUUAAUGUUAAUAAUCGUCCUCGUGUCGAUUAUCAAUGUCUUCGUGCACUUGCAAAUUUCUGUAUAACACAUGAUGUGAAUAGGCAGAAAUUUAUAGAUAUCGGUGGUAUCGAUGUAGCCCUUAACUGUUUAAAACAAAAAAAAGAUUUAGAAACAAUUCGCGCGUCUAGUGCAACAUUAUUAAACGCGGGACUUAAUUAUAAUAACGUGAAUGUUGGAAUAGUAAAUAAAGAUGGCUUAAAUAUUUUGGCUGAAAUUCUGGAUCCUGAGCAUGUGUUAAAAAAAUAUGAUGAUGAAACCGCAAGAACAUGUGUAUAUUUUGCUACUAGGGUUAUAAUAAAUCUUAUUGGAACAGCUGAAGGAAAGAGAGAGAUCGGAAAAACAAAAAUUAUUACCUCUUUAGUUCAACUUUUAAAAUAUUCAUCUCGUGAAGAUGCUGUAGACGAUGACGUUGAUAUAUUAGAAAAUGUUGUGGAAAUUUUAGAAACUGUUGCCUUGGAAAGUGAUGAAGUGCAACAAAUUCUUGUACGAGAUGAAUUAUUUACUUAUUUAUUGGAUUUCUUGGAAUUUUCAAAACCUCCACUUAAUUGUGAACAACGUAUAAUUAAGAGCUAUGGAAGUUGUAAAGCUGCCGUAUUGAAAGUUAUUGUCUCUACGGCUAUGAGUGAUAGUAAUAUGGAACCAUUGUUUGGUGAUGAUGUUAUAUUGCAACGAUUUCUUCAAUGGCUUAAUUCAGGUCCAGAACGUGAUGAUUUACAAAUGUGUUCUGCUUUAUCUUUGGGAAAUCUUGCACGAAGUGAUACACAUUGUACAAAAUUGGUUCAUCAAUUUAAGAUUGGCGAACCACUUGCAAACGUUUUAAAAACUUCGGAUAAUAUCAAAGUGCAGCAUGCUGUAAUAAGUGUACUCAAGAAUAUAUCACUGCCAGUUGAAAAUAAGGCAAUAAUUGGAUCGUUGGGAAUUAUUGGAUUGUCAGCACCUUUACUAGAAAAAGACACUGUUCAACCUGUUCAAUUAGGAGUUGUUGGAAUUUUAAAACAUUUAUCAUCAUCUCAGAAUAAUAUUUCAAAUUCUGUAAAGAUUAUUCUAGGAGAAGAUCCAGCUGAUACAGAGACACCAACCCCUCUAAGUCGAUUAUUAUCUUUAAUUAAGAGAACAGACGAAAUACCUGUUCGAAGUGAAGGAACUCGUGUUCUUGUUAACCUUGUAAAGAAUCUUUGGAGUGAACUUCCUGACACAGAAUCAGGAGGAAUUUCAAUGAAAACUUUGCGACAAAAAUUGAAUAAACUGGAAAUAGUUGAACCACUUGUUAUUAUGGUUAUAGAAUCUAAAUAUCCUAUACUUCAAAAUGAGGGUAUAAUUGCUUUAACGAUAUUAUCAAUGGAUGAUACUGCAAAAACUGGAGAGUCAAAUAUUACUCUAGAUUUUUUAACAUCAAAGAAAGAAAAGACUCCUGCUGUUGUUGAAGAACAAUCAAAUGAAGAAUCUACAACAGCCGCUUCAUCUUCAUCUGCACCACCAUCACAAUCAUCUUCACCACAAAUUUUAAAUUUACUAAAUGCUAUAACUGAUAUCAUACUAAAUGAAAAAAAUGCUUAUCCUGAUGAAAUAAGAAGCAAUGCUUGUAUGUUUUUAGAGAAAGCUUCAAAAGCUUCUAGUGGUCACCAAAAACAAUAUUUACGUCAGAAUGUACCACCUGUAAUAGAGCCUUUGAUUAAAAAUAUUGAACAAAAUCCAUUAAAUAAUAGAUUAGAAGCUGACAUUAAAAAAGUUUUAAAAAGUUUGGAUUAAUUUAAUUAUUUAAUUUUGAUUCCUUAAAUUAUUUACUAUCUAUUAUAUAAUAUUUGUAUUUAUAUAUAAUAUUCUUUAAAUGAUUAUUAAAAUAUUAUAUCAUUAUUAAAAAAAAAAAAAUUUUUUUUAAUAAUAUAUUAGAAAUUUCUUAUUAAUAAUUUGGAAUCUUAUAG